Messenger RNA from Toxorhynchites rutilus septentrionalis, 895 nucleotides. Its product is annotated as putative RNA polymerase II subunit B1 CTD phosphatase RPAP2 homolog. Gene Ontology annotation, cellular component: nucleus; cytoplasm. NCBI's taxonomy places the organism in Eukaryota, Metazoa, Arthropoda, Insecta, Diptera, Culicidae. The record is from RefSeq and is a predicted model, not a curated record. Bases 56 to 817 code for a protein of 253 amino acids. The transcript has 4 exons. Gene Ontology annotation, molecular function: RNA polymerase core enzyme binding; RNA polymerase II CTD heptapeptide repeat phosphatase activity.
AUAUACAUCGAAAACUGUCAAUUUAUUCAAUCACACAGAUAUCUGAAGCACAAAAAUGUUCGACGAUGAAACUUUUCACGUCUUUCGUGAUAAAAAUUACAUGAAAGAAAAGCAGAAAGUUAAUCGAACGGAACUACCACGUCGUGCAAGGAACUUCAGCAAAGACCAACUGAAAUUGGCAUUACAAAAGAAAAAAGCAUGCAAUGCUAAAGCACAGAAAAUUGUCCAAUCAAUGCUGGAACCAGUUGAAGAUGUGGAGCACUUUCUGUUGAUGUUGAGAGAUAUCAAUCAAAGUCACUUUGAAGAUGUGAUUGUAGAAAGAGCAAUUGAUCGCCUUUGUGGGUACCCGUUGUGUGAAAAGAAGCUUGAAAACAUACCAAGUCAACAGUUUGUGAUAUCACUCUCUAAAAAAAAGGUGUACGACAUUACAGAGAGGAAAAACUUUUGCAGCGGGGAUUGCUUUAAAUCAGCCAACUAUAUCAAAGGUCAAAUGCUGACCAGCCCACUUUGGCUGAGAAAUCAAGAAGAUAUUCCGAAAUUUAGACUCCUGAGUGAUGGCGAAAGCCUUAAUUCGGGCGGCGAAAAUACUUUCAUGAGUUCAAUGAAUUCGAUCUCUCCAAUCAAUGUGGACGAACUGAAGAUUGUGGAGAAAAAUACCAAUACAAAAGUAGAAGUAUUACCGGAUUGUAUUCAAAAACAGGAAAGUAAGAAUGCACAUGAAGACAGUGAUUUGCUCGCAGAAGGUAGUGACGAUGGAGUUGAAUGUGAGGAAGAUAAACUAGCAACAGGAAUGACGGCAUUAUCGUUACAGAACUAGACGUUGUGGACAAUAAUUUCUGAGGACACGUUUUUGAAUAUUUCAUGCAAAUAAUAAAGAGAUAAAUAAACCUUGUAA